This is a messenger RNA of Rotaria sordida, 402 nucleotides long. Lineage: Eukaryota; Metazoa; Rotifera; Eurotatoria; Philodinida; Philodinidae. The record is from the annotation of a GenBank genome assembly.
AUGUCAAAGACAAAAACAAUAACAUUAUCAAAAUCGACAACAUCUACUAAAAAAAAUUCGAAUAAAAGAGCUAAAGAUCCAAAUGCACCAAAACGAUAUCGAACAGGUUAUAUUUUAUUUUCUGUUGAAAAACGUGAUGAAAUUAAAAAUGAAAAUCCAGGAUUAUCAGCAAAAGAAAUUAUAUCAGAACUUGGUGCUCAAUGGAAAGCUGCUGAUGCUGCAACUAAACAACGUUUUCAAAAAUUAUCUGAUAAUGAAAAAGCCGAAUAUGAAGAAAAAAUGGCCGCUUAUAAAAGUGAAAAAAAUGAUAAAGAAUCAGCAAAAGAAAAUCAAAAGAAGAAAAAAUCUUCUAAAAAAGAUGAAGUUAUGGAAAAUGGACAUGACGAUUCAAUGGAAGAUUAA